This is a messenger RNA of Tetrahymena thermophila SB210, 4800 nucleotides long. RefSeq names its product coiled-coil and C2 domain protein 2A, putative. Gene Ontology annotation, cellular component: ciliary transition zone. The transcript is spliced from 17 exons. The record is from RefSeq and is a predicted model, not a curated record. Gene Ontology annotation, biological process: non-motile cilium assembly; protein localization to ciliary transition zone. NCBI's taxonomy places the organism in Eukaryota, Ciliophora, Oligohymenophorea, Hymenostomatida, Tetrahymenidae.
AUGUUAUAACUAAAUAGAAAUAAUUAGUUUGAUUCGUAACCUUAGCAGCAAUAGCAAUUUUAGUAAAAUAUUGAAUUAGCUAACUAGAAUUCUAGGUUAUAACCACCAUAAAAUAUUGGAAAGCCUGAUGAUAAAGGUUAACCUAAUCAGGAAGAUAAAUAAGUUAAAGGCGAGCUUAAAAAAAUUCAGCUUCCAUCUUAGUUAAGAAUUUAAAAUAGAAUUAAUCUGACCUAACUUGUAAGAAGUGAUUUUUAUUCAGAUUUAGAUAGAAAGGCAGAUUAUGAAGAAAUAACAUCUGAAAUAAAGAAGGAAGGUUUUUUGGGUUUAUCUAAAAUUAUUAUGGAAGAGAUAGAUGAUUCAAUUAUUGCCAGGAAAGCAUUUUUAGAAGGAAGAAGCGAAUAAGAGCAAAAAGGUUUGAAGGAUGAACUUUUAAGCAAAAACCGCCCAAAAUCUGAAAUGGAUGAUUUAUAAAAAAAAGAUGGUUUAUAUGUAACAGACUAAAGUCAAUGGCUCUACUUACUUGAAGAGCAAUUAUAAAAGUAGCGCAUGAAAGAUAAUGACAGAUUUUUAAUGAAAUUUUUCAAGAAAAAUGGUGAUUUAGUCAUUGAUUAAGAGUUUUUUGAUGAAAAGAUUUCUAAAAUAAGAGUUAUCUCUCAGAGACCUAACUAGUCUUUGGCUAUAAAAAGAAGACCUGCAGUAAUGUGUGAAAGAUUGAAUUAAAAUAAACAUAUACCUUAUCGUUUGAGAGUUUACGUAGGGAAAAUUUAAAUUACUAAACACUUCAAAAUGGUUACUGAAGAGAUUUCCAUCUAAGAAUUAAUACAAAAAGUAAAUGAAUAUAAACAAAGAUGCGAUCUGGCUCUUAUUCCUCACUAUGACUAAGCUAUAAAAGUUAUAGAAAAUGAAAUUGCUUAUCUUGAACAUUCAGCCAUGAAACAACCUAAAAAAUAGAUUGCUAUUCUUGAAAAUGAAAGAAACAAAUUAUAAAGAUUGGUUGCAGAUGAGGCAAACCUAAUCAAAGGUUUGAUUGAUGAUAUAAUUGAAAGAUGGAAAUAAAUCUAAAUAAAUAGGUAAACUUUAAAUAGAGUUAACAAUCCUAUCAAGUUGUAUGCCAAGUAAUAUAGAAAUGCCGAUAAUGGCUAGGAAAUUGAAUUCGUUUUAGUUAAAGAUAAUUAUACAGAUGAUAAAGAAGUUGACAGAUCUGAAGUAGGAAGACGUAAUACUAUUAGAAAAGAAAAAAUUUUUGUUUAGCUAUUGGUUAAUGGUUAAGAGGCAGGUUAGAGUUAGGCAUAUCCUAUAGACUGGCCUAGCUUUGAAGUUAAGAUUAUGGAAUAAUUUUAUAUUUUACUUUUUACACGCCCAAAAUCAAUGCAGCUAAGAAUCGUUCAGGAUGGUGUAGUAAGCAAAAUUAUAGAUGUAAUUGAUUUAGAAAUUCCAGGAGAUAAAUCAAAAACCAUCACAGCCACAUCUUAGGUUUUGAGUGAAGUAGAAUUUUGCUAAGGAUAGAGUGCCAGAAGGGCUUAAAAGCUCUAAGAAAUAGAAAACGAAAAAAAGAAACUCCUACUAAAAGCAAAGCAGGAUGAAAUUGCAAGAGAGUAGCUUAAAAAGUAAGAAAUCAUGAUGGCUAACAGCAAGAAGAAAGCUAAAAAAGAUGAAAAUUAAGAAAAGUAAUAGCAAGAAGAAGAUCCUAAUAAAUAAAAUGUUGUUGAAGAAUAAAUUUUAACUCCUUAAUAGCUAGAAGAAAAGAGAAAGGAAGAAGAAAAGAAAAUGAUUUAACAAAAGAUGGAAUAGCUACAAUUACAAGAAUAAAAAGCUAGAGAUAGUGCUACUCAUAGGGGUAAGGUUAGUGUUCUUUGUGAAUGGACUGGUUAGGGUGAUAAGAUGCCUCCUCAUAAUAUUGAUAACUUUGGUAAAGGAUUAGCAACAAAUUAAGAUCUUAUGCUUGCAUUUAAAGAUCCAAACGAUGAAGUGAAUAAAAUUAUCGAAGAUUUUGACGAUGAUGGAUUUCACUUUGAUGUGAAUGACCCAAGAAAUGAACUCUAAAUUGAAAAGCUCAGAAAUAUAAGAUUCAAAGACUAAAGAGCAAAAGUACUUAGAGACAUAUUUUUACCGUUUGCUCAUAUUGAUUCACUUAGAGAGAGGCUUAUAAAAUGCAGCUUGAUAAACCCUGAUAUCACUUACAUCCCUAUGAAAGAAGAUGAAAUCUAUAACAAUACUGAAUUGAUGAAAUUAUUAGAAAAAACAGAGUAAGGAUUGUAUUUGCAAGAAGAAUUGCUUUUGGAGGAAUAAAAAGACGAUAAAAAGCCCAUGUUCUUAGAAAAUGUUGCAAUCACAACAAAAGAAGUAUUUGAAUAUCAAAAGGUAGAAACCAAAAAGCGUAUUGAAAACAUUAAAAGAAUUCUAUUAAAAAGAUAAAAAUUUGCACUUCUGAGAAAGCAAAAUAAUAAAGAUGGAGCUCCUCUAACUCUUAAAAAUGUCGUUAAUGAAUACAUUAUCGGAGAAAAUGAAAUCGUUAUAUUUGAACUUAUCAAAUAAUGUUUCACACAAUAGAGAAGAUUGUAGCCCAAAAAAAAGAAAGAAGAAAAAAUCAGGCUUUAGGACAUUAAAGAUGGUAUCAAUAUCUUGUUCCAUGUUUCACAUGGUACUAAUGUUCCCCUUAGAGAUGAUGAUAAGACAAGGGAGCAAAUUAAUGCACUCAUUAAGACUAGAACUAAUUAAUUCAUGAUGCCAUAAUAUGGCUAAUUCGGAUAAUUCGGCAUGGGGUAAAUGUAAAUGAUGGAACCAUAAAAGAUGGUAGACUAAAACAUGAAUAAAGAAAAAAGAGUUGAUUUUAAGAAUCUGCAAGAUCUUGAAAGAGUUAACUCUUUUAUUUAGAUCAAACUUGUUUUUGAGAAAUAAGAAUACUUUAUAGAAUCAAAGCCAUUCGAAGGAAACAAUCCCGAAUGGAGUUCAGAUAGAGCCUUAUUCUUACCUCAAUUCCAAAAUAAAAAGCUUUCAAAUUAUGAGCUGUUUGACUCGUCAAAUCGCUUAAUAGUAACUUUGUUUGAUAAAAGAUAUAUUCGUAGAUUUGGUAGAGAAAACAAAAAGAAACAGAUUAAAACUGAGCAUGAUUUCUUUUUAGGAAGUGUAUCUAUUCCUUUGUACACCUUAUUUUAAAAUUAGAAGUUUUAAGCCACAUUUAGAUUAAGCAGACCCGUAAUCAUCCUAGGCUACUAUACUGAUAAUACUAGUUUGCUCGGUUUAGAUUAACAAGAUAUGAAUCCACUUGCACAAGAAAUAAGAAAUUCUAAAGUCAGAAUAGAUCCUAGUAUUCCAACAACUGUGAGUCUCUCCAUACAUAUAGAUCCCUUUAUAGAAGUUAUUUAAGAAAAUGACGAUAUCUUUUAUGGAGACGGAUAAGAUUAAAGACUAGAAUAUUACUCUGUUAAAUGGCUAGAAGAUUACAGAAAAAAUAAAAACUUUGCAAAAAGACAUGUUAAAAUCUUCGGAAAUGAUAUUGAAUAAAAUUCAUUUUAUUUACCAAGAUAUCUCACUAAGCUAGCUCCACCAAAUCUCUUUUCUUAGGGUUUAAAAAUAGAUCAUAAAGAUUUAAAGAGUGAUUUGCAUGCAAUUGAAAAAGUUGCACGUUUUGUAUCUCUAAUUCCAUUUAAAAAUGAUACAGAAUUGUUUAAAGAUAUCCCAGAUGUCCACUGUGAUUCUCAAUAAUUCAUAGAUUUAAAGGGAGGUGAUUUCGAAGAGCAUGCUUUCUUGUUAUGCAACUACUUUAACUAUAUAGAUUACUACAGUGGUAGAAUUAAUUAUAAGAGCUAUGUAAUUUUAGGUCAUGCUAUACCUGAAGGAAAGACAUUUUAUGUAUUAAGAAGAGAUUGUUAAAAUAAUAAGGUCGAAAUAUGGAAUCCUUCUACAGGUGAGCCAUUUGUAAUGACGACAGAAAUAAAAGGGACAACAUUUAUGUGCUUUACAAUAGGUAAAAAUAAAUAGUCAGUUAUCCAGAGAUAUGAUAAAGCAUGUCCCCUUUAUGAUGUUGGUUGUGUAAUUGAUGAAAAAAAUAUUUAUGCUAACAUUCAGUCAAGCAGUGCUCCUGGCUAAAUAGACUGGAAUAUAGAAAAUCAGAAGCUAUGGAGACCAUUCUUAAAUGACAAGCAAAUAGAAACAAUAUUUGGUGAAUAAGGUAUAGAACCUAUUUAUAAAAAUGAAGAUGCUUUGUAAUAUGAAGUCACUCCAUAAAAACCAAUUGAUUAGUUAUCUAUUACGAUAUAAAACUACAUAUAAAAUAGAAUUACUGAGUUAAGAGGGGUUAGAGUAAAUGUUCAUUAGGAAUAUAGAAGUAUAAUUAAAGAUUAAUUACUUGUCUAAUUAGAAUCAAUGAAAUAUAGACUCAGAUUCUUUGGUUAAGGAACUGAAUUAAGUAACUAAAUAGAUAAUAUAAAUCCAAUAUAAUCAAAUCCUAUGGGUGGAUAAGGUUUCCCUGGUGCUCCGGGUUAAGGAUUCCCUGCUCCAGGAAGCUAACCUAAUGAACACAAUAGCGAUUUAAAAAGAAAAUUUUAAAGUGCAAUACAAACCUUAGAAUAAAUUUAAAGUCAAUUCGAAGAAUUUAUUCCUGCUACUAAAUAAUUGUAUGGAUUUCCAUUAAAUAUACCAUUUACAUCAAUCGAAAAAGUUUGGGAAGAAAUAAAAUAAACCGGAAUUCAUGAAAUUCUUAAAAAAGAUAUAGAAUAUCUCUUAGAUACUAAGUGCUAUUGCUAUCCCAACUUUAUUAUAUCAGUUUGGGUAUUUGUAGGUGUAAUAUACGAAGAUUGA